Molecule: messenger RNA, 1102 nt
Organism: Bactrocera latifrons
Lineage: Eukaryota; Metazoa; Arthropoda; Insecta; Diptera; Tephritidae
Gene: mge
Product: mitochondrial import receptor subunit TOM22 homolog
Exons: 3
Coding region: 452-904 (150 amino acids)
Biological process (GO): intracellular protein transport
Cellular component (GO): mitochondrial outer membrane
Source: RefSeq, a predicted model, not a curated record
ACCACACUUUGACAUUUGUAUCGCAUGUACUAGAUUUUCAUCCUCCGCGGAAAAUUUCUUUUUUGUUAAGCCGAAUGUAAAGAAAGUGCGUAUGAUUUUUCACCAGUUGUAUACAUAUAUGGCGGACUAAGAAAAUCGAUUAUAUUUCCGAUUUAAACGCAAUAGUAUAUUGAUGCGAAUAUAAACGCAAAUUAAAUAAAUUCAUAAUCCGGGUGAUCCUCGUGUUUUGGUUUCGGCUGUUUUACAUUUCCUUAUUAUUUCCGUGCUUUGCAAAGGAAUUUUAGCUGAUUGGUUAGAAGCAGUCACUUGAAAUUAUAUCAAGCCGUGCUUUUAAAAUACAAUAGACAUAUUUCCAAGCAAACAUCCAUUCUUCCAUAUAUACCGUAGAGCGACGUAGGAGUACGUCGCGUAAUAAAUAGCAAAAGUGGAUUCUGUAAAGAUUGAAGAUUUAAUGGAUUCUGAUCCUGAUAUCGAAAUCAUCGAAAAGGAUAGCGGAAUGUCAUCAUUGGGCGGAAGCAAGGACGAAACACCAGAACGACGGGCAAUUGAAAAAGUUACGGCGCCCAAAAAUUCAGACGAUGAAAACUAUGACGACGAGCCAGACGAAACUCUAGGCGAACGACUUUGGGGCCUUACAGAAAUGUUCCCAGAACCGGUACGACGGUUAACUGGCAAAAUGGUCGAUCUUACAACCACCAGCAUUAAGGGACUUUACUCAUUUUCGUGCAAUGCUUCCUGGAUCUUCUUUACGAGUUCAGUUAUUUUGUUUGCACCCGUCAUAUUUGAAACGGAACGCGCUCAAAUGGAAGAGAUGCAAAAGUCCCAACAAAAGCAGGUGCUACUAGGUCCCGGCACGGCGAUGGACCGUGCUGGUCCACCACCAUCAUUACCACUUAUUCGUUAAGUUCGUACAACUUCUACUGAUAAAUUUGUAAGAAAAGAAAGAAAAUACCCCGCAAAUCAAAACAAUUAAUCCUCUUCAAAUUAAUCAAUAAUAACAAUAGGACAGAGGAAAAUUCCUGUAACGCGUUCAUCGUUUAUUGAUAAACAAAAAUGCAAUUUUCUUGUAGAUGUAAAAUAAAAUUAAUUACUAUUGAAAAUA